AUGUCAUAUUUCGAAACAUUUAUAAAUACGGAUACAAGGAGGUUCAACCUCAUGAAGCGUAAAAGAGAGCAAGAUGAUUUGCAACAUAAGAGACAAAUAAUUUAUGGGUUGGAAUGCCAAUACCAACAUCUUUCACAGAGUUUAUGGUUACCCGUUGAUCAGAAUAUUCAACAUGCUGAAAAAUUAAAGAUACUUGGUUUGCGAAUAAUGGGUUAUACUUUACUGCCUGAUGAACCCGAAUUAAAAACAUGUAAGAUCAGAAUUUAUCCAACACCAUCUGAAGCUAUGAAACUUUGUGGAAAGCAUACACUUCGAGAACCUGUGGAAAUUGCAGAUGGCAGAAUCAUUUGUUGGGAAGAAGCAAGGUUAAGGUAUUAUCAUUUUCAAGAUGAACUGCGUAGUUUACCGCAAAUCGAACGAAGGGAGGAAAAUCAUCGGAGAGCAGUGGAAAGAGAAAGAUUUGCAAGAGAAUCUGGUGAUGUAUAUAUUAUAAAUGACGACGAUGAUGAGGGAUUUUUACUUGAUCAACAUCUAAAAACUGAUAAACAUAAAACCAACAAACAUAAAGCCAAAGGAAAUCCACAAGAAAUUAAUAAACCGGCUCCUAAUAUUAAUACUUGUCGAGAAGAACGUGAUGCAAUUAAUAUAGAUUUAAUUCACGCUUUAACUCGAUCUAAUAUCCCACUUGAGAAAGUUGAUAAGCUUAAACCAUUUUUCUUGAA
Racocetra persica is the source of this 722-nucleotide messenger RNA. The record is from the annotation of a GenBank genome assembly. NCBI's taxonomy places the organism in Eukaryota, Fungi, Glomeromycota, Glomeromycetes, Diversisporales, Gigasporaceae.